Camelus dromedarius (Arabian camel) is the source of this 2143-nucleotide messenger RNA. Its product is annotated as sialic acid-binding Ig-like lectin 5. The transcript is spliced from 10 exons. Gene Ontology annotation, biological process: cell adhesion. Gene Ontology annotation, molecular function: sialic acid binding. Bases 156 to 1820 code for a protein of 554 amino acids. NCBI's taxonomy places the organism in Eukaryota, Metazoa, Chordata, Mammalia, Artiodactyla, Camelidae. The record is from RefSeq and is a predicted model, not a curated record. Gene Ontology annotation, cellular component: plasma membrane.
CUGCUCCCCCACGGCCCGCGGGGUCCAAGUUCCCCUUCUGCGUGGCCGCGGCUCCCUCUCCGUCACCCGCCGGCUUCCUGUUGGGGCUUCCUCGGGGCGUCUCCUGCCCUGGCAGAGGAACCUGCGCCCCGGGCUCUGCCCUGGCCGAGGCGGACAUGGGGCCCCUGCUGCUGCUGCUGCUGCUGCUGCCCCUGCUGUGGGGGGGGUCCCUGCAGCAGCAUCCAGGGUACGGCCUCCAAGUGCAGGAGUCAGUGACGGUGCAGGAGUGCCUGGGCGCCAACGUGUCCUGCUCCUUCUCCUUCCCGGGGAGCAAGUGGUCCGCCCCCUCCAUUUACUGGUUCCGCCAAGGGGACGAUGUAGACACCAGUGCUCCUGUGGCCACAAACGACCCGCAAAGACCAGUGAAGGCAGAGACCGAGGGCCGAUUCCACCUCCUCGGGAACCGCAGGGACGACUGCUCCCUGAGCAUCAGAGACGCCAGGAUGAGCGACUCGGGAACCUACUUCUUCCGAAUGGUCGCAGGUUAUCGUGAGAGAUACACUUACCGAAAUACGCUGAACUUGCAGGUGACAGCCCUGACAGAGAAACCCGACAUCCAGUUUCUGGAGCCUCUGGAGUCUGGCCGCCCCACGAGUCUGACCUGCAGCCUGCCAGUCGUCUGCGCUGGGGCAAGAUUUCUCUGGUUCUCCUGGGCGGGGGACGCCCUUGAUGCGGUGGACCCAGAGACGCUCCACAGCUCGGUGCUCACCCUCACGCCGAGGCCCCAGGACCAUGGCACCAACCUGACCUGUCAGGUGAAACUCCAAGGAGGUCAGGGGACCACGCUGGAGAGAACCGUCCAGCUCAAUGUCUCCUAUGCUCCGUCGAACCUCAGCAUCAGCGUCUCCCUCAGAAAUGUCACAGCCCUCAGGACUCUGCAAAACACCUCAGUCCUUCUCAUCUCAGAGGGCCAGGCUCUGCAGCUGCUCUGUGUUGCUGACAGCAACCCCCCUGCGCAGCUGAGCUGGUUCCGGGGGUCCCCAGCCCUGAACGCCACCCCCAUCUCCAGCACUGCCAUCCUGGAGCUGCCUGGUGUAGGGACAGCAGAAGAAGGAGAAUUCACCUGCCGAGCUCAGAACCCGCUGGACUCCCAGCAUCUCUCUCUGAGCCUCUCCGUGGUCUACCCCCCACAGCUGUUGGGACCCUCCUGCUCCUGGGAGGACCAGGGUCUGCACUGCAGCUGCUCCUCCCGAGCCCAGCCGGCCCCCUCCCUGCGCUGGUGGCUGGGGGAGGGGCUGCUGGAGGGGACCCUCAGCAACGCCUCCUACAUGGUCAACUCCAGCUCGGCUGGGCCCUGGGCCAACAGCUCCCUGAGGCUCACUGAGGGGCUCAGCUCCGGCUUCAGCCUCAGCUGUGAAGCCCUGAACGUCCACGGGGUUAAGAACGCCACCGUCCUGCUGCUGCCAGGAAAAUCAACAUUCCUGACAGGAGUGGCUCUUGGGGCUCUUGGAGGCGCUGGUGCCAUGGCCCUGCUGUCCCUAUGUCUGUGCCUUGUCUACUUUUGCAUUGUGCAUGCUGGCAGGAAGCAGGCAGCCAGGAGCCCAGAGAGCCCGGAUGAAGACCCCAUCAUGGGUACCGUUGGCUGGGGUUCCAGGCAAAAGUCCUGGCCAGACAGCCCCCCAGACCAGGCGCCAUCCCCUGUGGAGAAUGCCCCGCCCUCGGGGGAGCAGCAGGAACUCCAUUAUGCUUCGCUCAGCUUUCACGAUUUGAAGUCUCGAGAGCCUCAGGACCGGGAGGCCACCAGCAACACCGAGUACUCAGAGAUCAAAAUCAACAAAUGAGGACUCGCCCAGAGCUCGGUCCUGGCUGGAGGAAUCACAGCCUCUGCGGGGGAAAGGAGAAGUCAGGGGCUAGUUGACGAAACCUUUGUGGCAAUAUUAGCAUUAACUACUGUGGGAGUGUCCCCAGGUAGAGCAGAAAGAAGACAGGUGAUGGGAUUAGAGAGACCUGGGCUCAAAGGCAGGUUCCAACACUUCCUAAGGCAUUGUGAUCAGGCAAUUCACUUCAUCUCUCUGUGUCUCAGUUUUCCGUUCUGUAAAUCAGAGAUUAUGUGUCCUACCUCAAAGUUGGGUGAGCAUUAAAGAAAUGAACAUGUGAAAAUCAA